AUGAAAUCGUCUAUUUAUCGAUUAUUUUUUUUCUUUACAAUUUAUAUUAAAUAUGGAUAUAACUAUCCAACUGGUGCUCCAGAUACUAUUUGUGGUACAAUGACCCCUGGCCAUGGCGUUUCUUCACAAACAUGUUCAUCAAAAUUUACGCUUAAAUCUGAUAAAUCACAAUAUAGUACAAAUGAUGUCAUUCAUAUUACUGUUAAUGGUUCAACGAGUACUGAUGUAUUUGAAGGUGUUCUGUUAGUAGCGAAAACACAGACAAGUAGUCAGGUUAUUGGAACUUGGGUUGUUGUGAGUCCAACUACGAGAGUAGUUAAUUGUAAUAGUGUAGCGAAUACUGGUAUAACUCAUAUUUCAAAUGAUAAUAAAUUAUCAGUAGAAGCUCUUUGGUAUCCACCAGCAACUAUUACCGAUCCAAAUACUAUUAUCAGAGCAACGGUUGUUACUGCAUUCAGUACAAUAUAUGUUAAUUGUUUUAGUAUUACAUUAAAUCCUAAACAAGCUAAUAUAUCUUCUAAUGGUACAACUGUAAGUUCAAGCAUGACAGCAAUGUCAUCUAGCGCUGUAGCAAGUCCUACAACAACUACUCCUGUGGUCUCUCAAACGAGUGAUGUAGGCGUAAAUAUUAAUUGGACAUAUACAAAUGGUCUGACAUCAGUUAAAAUGCAAAUUAAUAAUCUUAAAACAUCACAAUGGCUUGCGUUAGGUCUUUCACUUGAUCAACAGAUGGGUGAAGAUCAUGUAUUUGUUUGUAAGCAUUUAGCCGAUAAUACAGUUGCACUUGAACGUCGUAUUAAUCCAGGUGGUCAUACACCUCCAGUUCUAGCAAGUACUAUUGCAAAUCCAGGUGGUACUCUCAAUAUUAUUACACAGAAACUCGAAAAUGGUAUAGCUUAUUGUGAAUUUACUUUAUCAAAUUUUACUAGUUCAACACGUCGAAAACGUGCUAUUUCUGUACUUUCUCAAUCUACACCUUAUUAUCCACUUAUAGCUAUUGGAAAUUUAGAUAGUUCAAAUCAAAUGAUGCAACAUGCAUCAGAAACAGCAUUAUCACAAAAUGUUCAACUUAAUCAACAAACAAAAGUUGUUUAUAAUAUAGAUGGAAGUGGUGAUUCUGCUCAAUCAAAUUUAAUGAAAGCACAUGGAAUUAUUAUGAUAUUUACAUGGAUAUUAUUUGUUUCUACUGGUAUUAUUCUUGCACGUUACUUUAAACAAACAUGGGCAAAUAAAAAACUAUGUGGUCAUCCAAUAUGGUUUGCUGUUCAUCGUGCGUUAAUGCCAUGUACUGCGUUAUUAACAAUAAUUGCUUUUAUACUUAUACUUGUUUAUGAAAAAGGUAAAUGGAUAGAAAAAGAUGAACAACCUGAAUUUGCUCAUUCAAUUGUUGGUAUAAUUGUUAUAUGUUUUGUUAUUAUUCAACCAAUAAUGGCAUUAUUUCGUUGUAAACCUGAUGCUGAUUAUCGUUUUAUAUUUAAUUAUCUACAUAGAUUUGUUGGUAUCAGUGCACUUAUACUUUCAAUUGUAGCAAUGUUUCUUGCUAUGUUUUUUACACAAUUUAAUUUUAAAGCUACAAAAGUAUGGGGUAUUUUAGUUGCAUGGUCAUGUUGGUUACCAAUUAUAUUUAUUAUUUUCUGGUUUAUUGAUUUUCAUUAUAAACAAGAAACAACAGAAGUAAGAAAAGCUGAUUCAAUUGAUAUGAAUGACGUACAAAGAAACGGUCCAGUACAAAUUAAUACCGUGGAAGUGGUCAAUAAUACUAAAAAAGAUCGUAUUAAAGGAAUUUUUCUUUUAAUUCAUAUUCUGGUUGCUUUGGGAUUGGCAUUAGCAUUGGCUAUUGUAGUUGGAAAAGCAUAA
Messenger RNA from Adineta steineri, 1857 nucleotides. The record is from the annotation of a GenBank genome assembly. NCBI's taxonomy places the organism in Eukaryota, Metazoa, Rotifera, Eurotatoria, Adinetida, Adinetidae.